CCAUGCUGGUGUACCGCCUCUUCCGCUGCUGCAACAAGCUGACGGCGAAGCUGCUGCACACGUUCCUGUACCUGCUGGCCGUGCCGUGCAUCGUGGUGGGCGUGAUCACGGUGUUCGACUCGCACAACCUGCGCGUGCCGCCCAUCCCCAACCUGUACUCCCUCCACUCGUGGCUGGGGCUCGUCACCGUGGGUCUGUUCGCCCUGCAGGUAACGCACACGCUGGUCGUGGGGUUCUUCAGUUUCUGGCUCCUGCUCUGCUGUGAGCAAGGGACAGCCAGCUUCCGAUCAGGCUUGGUCCCUGUCCACGCCACCUUCGGCAUCAUCACCUUCAUGCUAGCCAUCGCAACAUGCGUCACUGGAUAUACAGAGAAAGCCUUCUUUGUGAUGAGGGAUCCUGAGACCAAGAAUUUCACUUACUCGCUGAUGGGAAACGAAGCCAUCAUCAUCAACACCCAAGCCGCUGCACUGGCUGCCCUGGGAAUCCUUGUGCCUGUGAUGGUGGCUCUCCGCCCCUUCAGGAGGAGAUGGAGUGAGCGCCUGACGGAGCAUCUAUGAAACGAGGACUCAGCUGAGUUCAUACAGACACAUCUGUAGGUCAUGGGAAUGGGAGACAGAAGGAUUGGGUUUCUUGGCAUUGCCAGAGAAAUAUUCUAUUGGUGGUUCAGAGAUGGUUCAUGUUUGGUCUGUUUGAAUUUCAGCUCCUGAUAUGUAAAAGUAUUACAUGUUUACUUGAUGAUGAAGCGUUUUUUCACAAAAAAAUGUAUCUGUACAUGACUGUUGAAUAUGUUACACAGAAUGUGGAUUCUAGAAAAUUUAUUAAUGCACAUCUAGUAAGCAGUCAUCUUCUGAAUAAACUAAGUGUUAGAUUUCAAGGGUUAGACAACAGGAAAAGAGUCUUUUGUAAAGUAGAUGUCUUAGAAGGUUAUUUUUUCCCCAUUAUGUGUUAUGAAAUUUUUUUUCCAUCUGGUCAAUUAAUAACACCACUGAUUACAUAUUCACUCAGUAACACAUUUAGGCCAUGACCGAUUACAUGAAUGACUAUGUAAAAUCUGUAUACUUUGUUACAGGUUUGACAAUUAUUUAAAGAUGUUUUAGUUGUAACUGUAACUGCAUUUGUAUUUAGAAAAUACAUCAAAUCGAGAAUUGUCACCUUAGUUAUUACUAGCAAUAAUGGCAAUGGUAAAUCACACAGUUGGUCAGGAAAUAACACUUGAGUAUAUUUAUAUAUUUGUGUCACUUGUCAUUAAUGUGGAUAUUAUCUUACAAUGAAUUGAUGAGCAUGUGUGAGAAUGAGAAACUUUUAAUGCCUUGUAUGUUAUUCAGUGUAUUCAUGCAUUUUAUAUGCCCUGUAUUUUUAUAUAUGGAAGUAUAGUGUAAGUGUUUCUUUCACAGUGAAUGUGUAUGAAUGAUGCUUUCAUUCAAAGAAAUGUAAGAUGUUAAUUAAAGACAAUAUUAACUAAAUCUGGCAAUUUGUUACCAGAUACAAGUAAAUACUAGUUUAUGUAUUGUACAGUAUAUACAGCUACACAUGGUAAGCAUGAUGCAUUCCUGAAUGAGAGUUUUUUCCUUUUUUACUGAACUUCUUUGAAGUUUAGUAGGUUUUCAACCAAAAUAUUUAUUUUUUAUUGUAUGAUAUCCAGCUUGCGAAUGCUGGAACUCGAAUGAGAUUUUGAUAAUGUAGUAAUAUUAGUCAUUAUUGUAGAAUAUUUGGAUAUUUAAAUGACUUACAUUUUAUGGAUUUCAAAAGAAAUGUACUUACACAAAGGAUAAUUUGAAUAAUUUGAUGUAUCAGUGUAAUGUAUUAUGUUUUUUGAAGAGUUUACAUUUUUUUUUUAAUGUCAUGUGUAUCUUGAAGCCUUUGAAGUAUUAAAAUCAAAUACAAAAUAAUAUUUUUUGUCAGCAUUGUGUCUUUAGUUGGUAAAGCUGCAAUAUAAAGACUCACAUAAGAAUUAAUAUCAUAUUUGUGUUUGAUGAACAAUGAUAUAGGAACAGUAACUGGUGUACCAGUUGUUUGGCUCUUAAUUGAUAUGUAAAAUGGUAGAUAACUAGUUAAUGUUGAUGUAGUAAUUUUUGUACAAGCAGGAAAAAUAAAAUUACAGUGACA
Messenger RNA from Penaeus vannamei (Pacific white shrimp), 2106 nucleotides. RefSeq names its product no extended memory (gene nemy). The record is from RefSeq and is a predicted model, not a curated record. NCBI's taxonomy places the organism in Eukaryota, Metazoa, Arthropoda, Malacostraca, Decapoda, Penaeidae. Gene Ontology annotation, molecular function: oxidoreductase activity.